This is a messenger RNA of Pseudopipra pipra, 906 nucleotides long. RefSeq names its product basic proline-rich protein-like. The coding region runs from base 1 to 906 and encodes 301 amino acids. The transcript has a single exon. The record is from RefSeq and is a predicted model, not a curated record. NCBI's taxonomy places the organism in Eukaryota, Metazoa, Chordata, Aves, Passeriformes, Pipridae.
AUGUUCUCUAUUGCUUCUCUCUUUGUACAGUCACGGGGUAAUCACACAGCUCUGCUGCUCGAGGCUCCGGCAGGUCACGGGCACGGCCACCCCGCGCUGAUAGCUCCGAUCGCCGCUGUGGGCAGCGCCGGGGCGCGGCCGCGGGGCGGAGCGGGGCGGGGUGACGGUGAUGAUGAUGGUAGUGGUGAUGAUGAUGAUGAUGCCGCCCUGGCGGAUCCGCGGCGCGGUGACGCCGGGCAGGCUCGGGAGCAGCGGCUCACCCGCACGCGCGGCCGAGCGGGCGGAGGCGGCGGCUCCCGCCGCGGGAGAGCGGGAGAGCCACGGGAGAGGCACGGGAGAGCUCCCCGCGGGAGAGGCACGGGAGAGCUCCCCGCGGGAGAGGCACGGGAGAGCUCCCCGCGGGAGAGGCACGGGAGAGCUCCCCGCGGGAGAGGCACGGGAGAGCUCCCCGCGGGAGAGGCACGGGAGAGCUCCCCGCGGGAGAGGCACGGGAGAGCUCCCCGCGGGAGAGGCACGGGAGAGCUCCCCGCGGGAGAGGCACGGGAGAGCUCCCCGCGGGAGAGGCACGGGAGAGCUCCCCGCGGGAGAGCUCCCCGCGGGAGAGCCCCGGGAGAGCUCCCCGCGGGAGAGCCGCGGGAGAGCCCCGGGAGAGCCACGGGAGAGCUCCCCGCGGGAGAGCCACGCUUCCCGUGGCUGCCCCGGAGCCGCCCCUGCCCGGCCCCGCCGCUGUACCCGCCGGGGCUCCCCCGGCCCGGGCCGCCCCCGCACGGUCCGAGGGGCGCCGGGAGCACCCGCUGGGCAGGACCCGAGCGGGGACAGGCCAUUAUCCAGCUACUGCCGGAGCCCCCCGGGAACCCGAGACCUGACCAGCAACUCUCUGCGGCAGCAGCGCAGGUACAGAGCUGA